AUGAACUUGCAAGUUGCGCCGGAUCAGGUUAUGUGCAAAGUCUUUCCACAAACGUUGACUAAUGCUGUUAGGGAUUGGUUCUCGACAUUGGAGCCCAACUCCAUAGCCUCAUUCUCAGAUUUGGCUGAUAAAUUCUCAGCCUUCUUUGCAAGUAGCAAGCGAAUCAGGAAGACCGCGACCUCUCUCAUGCAACUUUGCCAAGGACCAACUGAAACCCUACGAGGAUUUAUGACAAAGUUUUACAAGGAAAGACUUCAAAUACCUGACUUUCACAUCACGGCAGCUGUCUCCGCCCUCACUUACGUCGUAAGAUGUGAAGCUUUCAAGAUGUCUUUAUCAAAGACCCCGCCACAGACAGUGACCGAGCUCCUCACCCGAGCUGAAAAAUACAUUAAUAUGGAGGAAUCACUAAAUCCAAGAAGAUCUGGUCUUUCUCAUGAAAAGACCGAGAACAAGAAGCAACAUGAUCCCGUCCCCCGGCAUGAGGUUCCCCGGGAUAAACGCAGGAACAAGGCGCCAUCAGCACCUCUCACUCGGUUGAACACCUCUAAGACAAACAUUUUGAUGGAG
Olea europaea var. sylvestris is the source of this 570-nucleotide messenger RNA. RefSeq lists its product as uncharacterized. Lineage: Eukaryota; Viridiplantae; Streptophyta; Magnoliopsida; Lamiales; Oleaceae. The transcript has a single exon. The annotation marks the transcript as partial. The record is from RefSeq and is a predicted model, not a curated record.